AUGGGAAUACUCCUGGCCGAUUUCACAGCCGUCCAGCCACAAACGACCAAUGCUUCCGGUGCCCAUAUCACGGUCACAAUCGAGUCACGCAGCACCAAAGCUCCAACCCUCCGAAUGGCCCUCUGCAGAAGCAACAUCAGCCUCGUCGAAAUCGACGCAUCAUUCACGCAGCAGGACAACAACCCGCCAUCGUCCCACACCCUCUGGACGCCAUCCCGCGUCGACCACAGCUCCACCACAUACAUCAAGCCCUACAAAACCACCUCGUUCUUCGACAGCCUCGCGCCCUGGGGCGGCUGGGGCGGCCGCUUCUUCGACAAGUCUAUCGGCGGCACACUCAACAGCACCACGCUCUGGCCCACGUCCGGCGGCAGCAUCAACACCUUCCAGCUGCUCGCCGCCUUCUCCUCGCACUCGGGCAACCUGUCCGCCCUCCUCGACCCCGCGCAGCUCGCCCGUACCAGCGAAGACGUGUACACGGCCUACGCGACGCAGAUGCUAGCGCAGCUCCGCCCCGCCGCCCGCGCCCUGACCAACGUCUCUGCGCCAUCGGUCCAGCACGUUGCAGGUGUCCUGCUGGCUGAUCAUGCGCGCGUGGCGCAGGACCGCCGCACGACCGCCGUGCUCGAGGCGCUGCUGGCGCUCGUGCUGGCUAGCGUCCUGCUGUCGUUUUGGCGCUUCGGCGGUAGUGAUGAUGUUGUCCUGCCGAAGGAACCGGACUCUAUCGCCGCCCGCUUCGCGCUGUUGGCUGGUAGUAGGUUGGUGCGGCGGCUGCGCGCUGAGGGCGUCGAGCGCGUGAGUGACUCUGAUGUGUGGGAAGAGGUCGCGCGGUUGGGGUGGUGGAGGAUCGAGCCUGACGACAAUUCAUCCAGGACGGGGAUGGGGUCGGGAAGGAUGUGGAGGUGGGGCAUCGAUGUUGGGGAGGAUGUUCGUCUUGCUGGCUGGAAUGAACCGCCAGAGGAUGGGGGUGAGGGGCCGGCGGAGGACCAGCACGGUCAGGGGUUAACGGAAGGAGACGCGUGCCCGGGACGUAUGGACGGUCUGCCUGCGUCGCAGUCGUUACUCCAGUCGGAAGAGGACUUAUCGGCUGAAGGUCAACCUGAUGGGAUGACGCGGUCGGAAUGUGAUACACUUAUAAGGCGAGGAACGUAG
Messenger RNA from Lasiodiplodia theobromae, 1152 nucleotides. RefSeq lists its product as uncharacterized. The transcript has a single exon. Bases 1 to 1152 code for a protein of 383 amino acids. Lineage: Eukaryota; Fungi; Ascomycota; Dothideomycetes; Botryosphaeriales; Botryosphaeriaceae. The record is from RefSeq and is a predicted model, not a curated record.